AUGCCGAGAGACUUGUCGCGAUCCCGAUCGCCUCCUUAUAGGCGUAGGCGUUCACCGUCUCCGGUGGGACACAGAUAUAGUAGGAGGAGCAGAAGAGAUAGAAGCCGAUCUCCGUAUUCGUCAUACUCACGUAGCAGGAGAAAAAGUCGUUCUAUUUCACCAAGAGGGCGCAGAAGUCCUUCUACAACUACAUGGCGUCGUAGAAGUCGAUCUCCUACGGCGAAACGAUAUAGAAGACAAAGAAGUAGGAGUACCUCAUUGUCUCCUGCUCAUAGAUCUUCCAGUUCAAGCCUUGGGUCAGUAGAGCAGAAAACUGCGAUUGAAAAACAAAGGAAAGAAGAAGAGAAGAAAAGGCGUCAACAGGAAGGAGAGUUAAAAAUAAUAGAGGAAGAGACUUCAAAGUGGAUUGAAGAAACUAUUCGUAAGAGAGUUGAUGAAAGCUUGAAUUCUGAGGAGGUUCGGGUGGAGAUUCAAAGACGGUUAGAAGAGGGAAGAAAGAAACUUAUUGACGAAGUUGCUGCGCAAUUUGAAAAAGAAAAAGAAGCGGCUCGUAUUGAGGCUAGACAGAAGGAGGAACAAGCCCGUAAAGAGAAAGAAGAGCAUGAAAGAAUGCUUGAGGAAAACAGGAGGAAGAUUGAAGAAUCUCAGAGGAAGGAAGCAUUAGAGCAACAAAGAAGGGAGGAGGAACGAUAUAGAGAGCUAGAAGAGCUUCAGAGACAGAAAGAAGAAGCCAUGAGAAGGAAGAAACAGGAGGAGGAACAAGAGCGGAUAAACCAAAUAAAGUUAUUGGGAAAAAACAAAUCACGUCCAAAAUUGUCAUUUGCUCUCGGAUCGAAAUGA
This is a messenger RNA of Lathyrus sativus (Indian pea), 840 nucleotides long. The record is from the annotation of a GenBank genome assembly. NCBI's taxonomy places the organism in Eukaryota, Viridiplantae, Streptophyta, Magnoliopsida, Fabales, Fabaceae.